Messenger RNA from Sphaeroforma arctica JP610, 1017 nucleotides. Its product is annotated as AP-2 complex subunit mu. Gene Ontology annotation, molecular function: clathrin-cargo adaptor activity. NCBI's taxonomy places the organism in Eukaryota, Ichthyosporea, Ichthyophonida. The annotation marks the transcript as partial. Gene Ontology annotation, biological process: intracellular protein transport; clathrin-dependent endocytosis. Gene Ontology annotation, cellular component: AP-2 adaptor complex; cytoplasmic vesicle. The transcript is spliced from 5 exons. The record is from RefSeq and is a predicted model, not a curated record.
AUGACCAUAGGCCACACCUCCUUCUUUCACAUCUACACGGGUAACGUGUAUGUGUGCGCCGUUACACGCCAGAAUGUCAAUGCCGCGCUGGUUUUCGAGCUGCUGAGAUGUCUGGUGGAGGUGUUUAAGGACUACUUCGGCGACUUCGACGAGAACUCAAUAAAGAACAACUUCAGUCUGAUGUAUGAGCUAUUGGAUGAGGUGUUGGAUUUCGGAUAUCCACAACGCACCGAGAGUGAGGUUCUUAAGACAUACAUCACACAACAGGGCGUGAAGAGCGCGUCCCAGAGUCUUGUAGAACCACAGAGGAUCACUAUGCAAGCCACCGGCGCGAUGUCUUGGAGGAAAGAAGGCAUCCGAUACAAACUAAACGAACUCUUCAUCGAUGUCAUUGAGACUGUCAAUAUGCUCUUGUCGCACCAGGGCGUAGAGCUGAGUGCGGAUGUGCAGGGAUCGGUCAUGAUUAACUGUCAUCUGUCAGGCAUGCCUGAGUGUAAGUUUGGUGUCAACGACAAACUCUCAUUACAGUCACGGCGCAGAGGCAACUCUGGUUCGAGUAAGGGUGUGGAUAUUGAUGACAUAUCCUUCCACCAAUGUGUGCGUUUGGGGGGUACAGAUAAGGGCAUCACAUUUGUGCCGCCAGACGGCGAGUUUGAAUUGAUGAAGUACCGUCUUACAUCCAAGAUCAGCCCUCCUUUUAAGCUUAUUCCGAUCGUGCGCGAUUUGGGGCGAACCAGGAUAGAGGCCAAGGUUGUAGUCAAGUCACUCUACAAGACCAUGCUGGUUGGUAACAACAUCGAAGUGCGUCUCCCAUGCCCCUCCAACACAGCCCGCGUGAAGCUGUCGUGCAGCAAGGGAAAAGCCCGAUUUAAAGCCGCCGAGCAGGCGGUUAUUUGGCGCAUAAAGAAACUGGAGGGCCAGAAAGAGGUCACACUGAGUGCGGAGAUAGAGAUUGUACCCACGACCGACCGAGAGCAACGGGUGACUAACAAAGCGCCCAUCUCAAUGAAGUUUGAG